CGAUGUGUCAUUUUAUUGGGUUAAAAGAAGGUCCACAUGUGAGUUUGAUGUCUGCUGACUCUCUUCACCCCCCAGGUCCGUCCACAUCAGACUCAGACCUGAAGGAGGUGGAGGACGGCGGACAGGACUGUGUGGACCGAGACCCUCACCUGAAUCCUGCAGAUCCAGAGAAGCAGCAGCUUGUCUGCACAGAGGUUCAGGCUAGAGCGUCCACCUGGGAGGAGUUCACACCUGAAGUAUCAGCUGAGUCUGGACUCACUUCAUACAGGUUCAGGUGUCCUCAUUCAGGUGCCUUCCGUUGUACUUGGACUGGAUUGGUGUUCGUUGUGACUCGGGAGGCGGGGCUGAAGUACAGGACCGUCCAAUGGGAUGAGCCCCUCCUCCGGUCAGCCGGCAGGACGCCUGCAGGGCCGCUGUUCAGUAUCGACAGUCCUGAGAACGCCGUUUGUCAGCUCCACCUCCCACACUGUGAGACAAAACCCGGUCAACGCUCUAAAAGCCUGCUGUCUGUCGUCCACAUCACUGAUGAUGGAAUGGAGUUCAUUGAACCUCUGGAGAUCACAGACACUCAUGUGGUCAUCGACGUCCCACAUCUGUGUCUGUUUGGCCUCGUCUGGGGGGCUUUAAGAUGGAUGUACCAAUACAUCAGAUCAGUCAGUGGCCAAGUUCUGCUGUUCCUCAAACCACCAAACCCAAGAACACAAAGACAAAAACUAGACAUGUUACUACUGCCAGUCAACAUCCCUGUGGAAGAUGUAAAGACUUUUGUGAAAGAAGAUGAAGAUGGAGCUGUGUGCAUCGAGGUUCCCUCCAAAUGUAUACUCAUCAUAAACCCACGUUACACUGUUGAUUGUCCUGAAGCCUGUUUGAUACAGCCUGAGGAUGCAGAUUUUGACUUCAAUUUUGGACCAAAUUAUCACCCAAUGUUUGAGAUCCGCCUGCCAACAAACACUAAAGAAGUGACUUUAACGAUCCGAGACCAAGAAAAUACAGAUGUGUGGAGGCAUAAAGUGGAUCUGACUGAUCCUGCUGUCGGUGCAGAUACUCAACGCAGAUGUCAGCAGAACAUCUCACCAGAGGAGAAGUUGUCUUCAGUUCGGCCUCAGUUUGUUGAACGUGUCACCCUUGUUCUGAAGCAGCUGCUGGACAGACUUUUGACAGAAAAGAUCAUCAAUGAUGAAGAAAGAGAAUCAUUUGCAACAAAAUCCAGAGCUGACAAGGUUCGACACAUGAUGAAUAUGAUGCGAAACAAAGGCCCAAGGGCCUGUUCAUUUCUGAUCUCAGCCUUCUGUGAACUGGACCCGCACCUUUCCCAAACCCUGAACCUCUAUCCACACUAACUCAUUUCCAUUUCAGUUUUCUCUGACUGCUUUGCCCGUUGUCACAAUGUCAAAAUGUUUUACAUACAAUAUAUCGCCAAAAGUAUCAGGACACUUCCAAAUGACUGAAUAAAGGUGUUCUGAUUACUUCCAUGUCCUCUGGUGUACAAACUGAAUCACCUAGACAUGCAGACCAAUUCUACAAACGUUAGUGAAAGAAUGACUCUCAGGAGCUCAGUGAAUUUCAGCGUGGUACCACGAUAGGAUGCCACCUCCAACCAUGAAAAGUCCUUACUACUAUAUAUUCCAUGGUCGGGCAUUUGUGGCUUUAUAACAAAAUGGAAGCGGUUUGGACCAAUAGUAACUCAGCCGCAUGGUGGUCAUCUGUGUUAAAUCACAGUGGGGUCAGUGCAAGCAGAGUCCACUCUGUGCAGAAGUCCAGAAGUUUCUGCAGUUGUAUCUACAGACAUCCAAACUCCAAAACAGUGCAUAGAGAGGUUCACGGAAUGGGUUUUUAUGGCUGAGCAGCUGCAUCCAAGCCUUCCAUCACCAAGGUCAGUGCAAAGCGUGGGACGCAGUGGUG
Molecule: messenger RNA, 1902 nt
Organism: Sphaeramia orbicularis (orbiculate cardinalfish)
Lineage: Eukaryota; Metazoa; Chordata; Actinopteri; Kurtiformes; Apogonidae
Product: NACHT, LRR and PYD domains-containing protein 1b allele 2-like
Exons: 8
Coding region: 3-1340 (445 amino acids)
Biological process (GO): regulation of apoptotic process
Source: RefSeq, a predicted model, not a curated record